AUGAAUCCUGGAAAAGAUCCUGGGCAUUGUGACCCUUCUCUUUCGGACCAUGAACGCAUUCAUUUAAUCAAUCGUCUCGAAAAAUUCAAAACUCGUUGGAUGUCUUCCCAUAGAAAUACUAGUAUCGAUGAAAAACGUCAAUGUAAUAUUUGUCAAAGUUGGACUUACUCCAUUCUUUAUUGUGAAUUUUGUCUUCAAGAUUAUUUAAAAGUCGAUUUCGGUAAUUGGACCUCGGGAAGUGAUGAAAUUGAUAUUAUUAUUCGAAAAAGUCAAAUGUGUGUUUCCUCUCCAGAAAGAAUUUUUAGAUGGUUACCUUACGAUGAUUUCGAAAAGAUUACUCUUAAAACUAAAGGUGGUUAUGCUUCAAUAUAUUCUGCUAUCUGGAAAAAUGGUUUGGUUAAAUGGGAUCCAGAGAAACUUACUCUUGAAAGUGUGGGCCCUCGUUAUGUCGUCCUUAAAAAAUUGGAAAAUUCUAGUCAAAUGGAUGGAAGAUGGUUAGAAAAGAUUAUAUCAUAUUCCUGUAAUGAUGAAUAUGCGGACGUCCUUGUAGAGUGUUAUGGAAUAACUCAGGAACCUGGAACUCUGGAUUAUAUUCUUGUCUUGAAUCAUUUGGAAUGUAACCUAUAUCAAUUUUUAACAGAGCACAAUUAUUCUCUUACAUGGAAACAAAAAUUUGAUAUUGUCGUAAAUGGUUUAAGACCAAAUGUAUCUGGUGAAAUUCCAUAUGAAUAUGUAAAAUUAAUGAAACAAUGCUGGGAUACUAUACCUGAAAAUCGUCCUGAUGCUUUGGAAAUUAAUAGAGAAAUAACUAAAUUGGUUAAAAAAUUUUAUGAAAACCCUUAUAUUGAAACUUAUAAAAAUAUAGAAUCUCUACUUGCCGAAACUUCAAUAAUUUCUACUUGCUCUCAAGAAAAUGUUGAUUUAAAAACAUAUUCACAUUCUAGUCAACUAUAUUGUUUCAAAGACUUACCGCAACCAAAAAAUACUACUGAUGAUAAAUCGACUAAAUUAACUG
Molecule: messenger RNA, 1015 nt
Organism: Racocetra persica
Lineage: Eukaryota; Fungi; Glomeromycota; Glomeromycetes; Diversisporales; Gigasporaceae
Source: the annotation of a GenBank genome assembly